Molecule: messenger RNA, 666 nt
Organism: Knipowitschia caucasica
Lineage: Eukaryota; Metazoa; Chordata; Actinopteri; Gobiiformes; Gobiidae
Source: the annotation of a GenBank genome assembly
AUGGCUGUCACAAAUGUUGCCGUCAGUCCUGUUUGUGGAGAUCAUGAUCAUGUGGAGAAGCUCCAGCUCGGACGGCAGGACACUGGGACCAGCGCCUCCGAGUUAAUGAUGACGGAGCCCACGAGCACCAUGUCUGAAGCUCCUCUCCGCGCCGUCCCCAUCCACCAACGCCCCGACUUGCUCGCCCCAUGUGCAGAUCUGGUGAACCAGGAGUGGAAGCGCAGUCAGGCCGCUCGCAUCCACAGCCUUCAGAAAUCCUGCUCAGAAUUCCCGGUCUGCCUGGUCCUGCUCGGGGGCCAAAGUCGAUGUGAGAGUCUCCUAGGACACUCGCGCUUGUCCCGCGUGGUGGGUCAAAGCAACAGCCUGUUUGUGGAAUCUGUCGUUGUGUCUAAAGCAGAGAGAGGCAAAGGCUACGGCAGAGCACUCAUGGAAGAAACUGAACGCUAUGCACAAAACAGAGGCUUCAAAAGGCUUUACUUAACCACCCAUGAUAAGCAGCACUUUUACAAACACAUGGGGUACGUCCUGUCCACUCCACCGCCACCUUGCCCCGUUCCUCCUCCUACACCACCAGCGCCGCCCAAGUCUGUGGUGCAAACCCUGACUCAAACGCCUUACACAGACGCCAAAGGGAUGCCCAUAUACUGGAUGCACAAAGACAUUUAA